AUGUCGACCUACAUUGAUAUCGUGUUGGGAAAUCCGCAAUAUGCGGUGUUCACUACCAUCUCACUUAUUGCCAUUCUUAUUACAAAUUAUUCUUUUUUCGCCAAGGACGACAAGUACCCGGUUUUGAAUCCAAAGAAGCCCUUCGAAUGGAGCAACACACGUGUUGUCAAACAGUUCACUGAGAAUAGCAAGAGCCUCCUCGCCCAUGCGCGGUCUGUCUAUGGAGAGAAGCCCUACAGGGUUUACACUGAUGUAGGAAAAGUCCUAGUGAUACCUCCUUCAUGGGUUCAUGCCUUGAGGGGCAAGAAGGAACUAAACUUUCGUAUUCCGGACUCUCUUAGUUUUAUUCCUGGAUUUGAUGGUUUCAGUUUCCACUCUAACAUCGGCACUGUUGUUACGAAAUAUGUUACAAAGUCUUUGUCCAAGCUGACUGGCCCUCUCUCUGAGGAAGCGUCACUAUCAAUUCGCGACAGGCUCACCGACUCAACAGAAUGGCACUCCAUCAACCCACCGAAAGAAAUCAUCCGCAUCGUGUCCCGUGUAUCCUCCCGAAUCUUCAUGGGCAAGGAACUCUGCCGUGACGAAGGGUGGACCAAAGCUUCGAGUGACUACACUAUGGUGGCCUUUGGAUCUCUCGCUCUCGUGCGAGAAUAUCCGAGGUGGCUUCGCCCUUAUAUCCACUGGUUUCUUCCUUGUUGUAAGGAAGCCCGCAGAAAGCUGAAUGAAGCUCGAGAAUGCCUCCAGCCUCACCUUGAUCGUAGAGCGGUUAUCAAACAGCAAGCUUUGGCGCAGGGACAACCUUACCCCUUUGAUGACGCAAUUGAGUGGUUCAACAAGGAGUAUGAUGCGCACGAUCCAGCUACACAGCAAAUCGCCAUAUCUAUUGUCGCCUACCACACUACGUCUGAUUUACUAUGUGAGACUCUUUUCAAUCUCUGUCGACAUCCUGAGUUUUUUAAGCCCCUCCGCGACGAGCUUGUCACGGUCCUCAGCCGAGAGGGCGGUAUGACCAAAGCAGCUCUGUAUAACUUGAAGUUGAUGGACAGUGUCAUCAAAGAGUCUCAAAGAUUACGACCAAUCCUACUGGGUGUAUUUAGAAGAGUAGCCUUGGCUAAUGUUACUCUUCCGAAUGGCGAUAUCCUUCGGAAGGGCGAUAGAGUCAUUGGAGAGACAACACAUAUGUGGGGUCCUGAAUUAUACGAUAACGCGCUUGAGUUUGACCCUUAUCGCUUCGUCCGAAUGCGCGAGUCAGGCGAGGAACACAAGGCUCACCUCGUGAGCACAAGCCCCGAUCACCUUGGAUUCGGACACGGCGUACACGCAUGCCCCGGACGCUUCUUGGCUGCCAACGAAAUUAAGAUCUUGUUAUGCCAUCUACUUCUUAAGUAUGAUUGGAAGCUUCCAGAGGGUGCAGAGCCUAAGUCAAGUUUUGUGGGCUUUAGGUUAGACGGCGAUAAGUCUACAAACCUCUUGGUUCGACGUCGCACUGAGGAACUAGAUCUUGAUUCCCUUUCAUUUUGA
Molecule: messenger RNA, 1521 nt
Organism: Fusarium pseudograminearum CS3096
Lineage: Eukaryota; Fungi; Ascomycota; Sordariomycetes; Hypocreales; Nectriaceae
Exons: 5
Coding region: 1-1521 (506 amino acids)
Molecular function (GO): oxidoreductase activity, acting on paired donors, with incorporation or reduction of molecular oxygen; iron ion binding; monooxygenase activity
Source: RefSeq, a predicted model, not a curated record